AUGAAAUUAAACUUUAUUGGAGGCCAAAAUCGUCAAGGACCAACUACCUCAAGUAACAAACCAAGUGGAAGAUCAGGUAAGAUAUCUCAACUCUCUCUAUCUCUCUCUCUCUCUCUAAAACAAUUAAUAAAUAAUAAACCAUUACUGACAUUUAUAAAAAUUAAAAAAAAAAAAAACAAAUAA
This is a messenger RNA of Dictyostelium discoideum AX4, 183 nucleotides long. RefSeq lists its product as hypothetical. The record is from RefSeq and is a predicted model, not a curated record. The transcript has a single exon. NCBI's taxonomy places the organism in Eukaryota, Evosea, Eumycetozoa, Dictyosteliales, Dictyosteliaceae. The coding region runs from base 1 to 183 and encodes 60 amino acids.